CCUAUGCACCAGCUCCCCACCCCAUGGCUCCUCCCAGUCCCAGCACAAACAGCAGCAGCAACAACAGCAGCAACAACAGCAGUGGGGAACAGUUGAGUAAAACCAACCUGUACAUUCGAGGCCUUCCGCCGGGCACCACUGACCAGGACCUCAUCAAGCUGUGCCAACCAUAUGGAAAAAUUGUAUCUACAAAGGCAAUUCUUGACAAAAACACCAAUCAGUGUAAAGGUUAUGGUUUUGUGGAUUUUGACAGUCCCGCAGCUGCACAGAAAGCAGUGGCAUCUCUCAAGGCAAAUGGCGUUCAGGCACAGAUGGCCAAGCAACAAGAGCAAGACCCAACAAACCUAUACAUCUCAAAUCUCCCCAUUUCUAUGGAUGAACAGGAACUUGAGAAUAUGCUGAAACCCUUCGGACACGUCAUUUCCACGAGAAUACUAAGAGACGCUAAUGGAGUCAGCAGAGGUGUUGGCUUUGCCAGAAUGGAGUCUACUGAAAAAUGUGAAGUGGUAAUUCAACAUUUUAAUGGAAAAUAUCUGAAAACACCACCUGGCAUCCCAGCCCCCAGUGAACCUUUACUGUGCAAAUUCGCUGAUGGAGGACAAAAGAAGCGACAGAAUCAAAGCAAAUACACACAGAAUGGGAGGCCUUGGCCCAGGGAAGGAGAGGUACUCAGAGGCAGGACUGUCCCUAGGCAAAAUCGUGAAGCUGGCAUGGCUCUGACCUAUGACCCCACAGCUGCCAUACAGAAUGGAUUUUAUUCUUCACCGUACAGUAUUGCAACCAACCGCAUGAUCCCACAGACAUCUAUCACACCUUUCAUUGCUGCUUCCCCUGUCUCCACAUACCAGGUCCAGAGUACUUCAUGGAUGCCUCAUCCGCCAUACGUUAUGCAACCAACAGGUGCUGUGAUUACACCAACAAUGGACCACCCUAUGUCAAUGCAGCCAGCAAACAUGAUGGGCCCCCUGACACAGCAGAUGAAUCACCUUUCCUUGGGCACAACAGGAACGAUUCAAUCCCAAGACAGGAUUAUGAUACUUCACCAGCUGUUGUGUCAGUAUAUGACUGCUGCGGCUCCUAUGCAAGGGACCUACAUUCCCCAGUACACGCCUGUGCCUCCGACAGCUGUUUCUAUUGAAGGUGUUGUUGCUGAUACCUCUCCCCAGACAGUGGCACCUUCAUCCCAAGACACCAGUGGUCAGCAGCAACAGAUAGCAGUGGACACAUCCAGUGAACAUGCACCUGCAUAUUCUUACCAACAGUCUAAACCAUAAACAGGACUGAAGAAUGUCCGUCCGAAACUUUGCCUUGAAUGAAGAAACUUCAUUGAACAAGAAGUUGGCUUCCAGUUUGCACAGGCGUCAAUGGAAUGCUUUUUUUUUUUUUUAAUUUUAUACUUUACCAAUUGAAAAUGAAGUUUUUAUGUGCUGUGCAAAUGGUUCUUUCAUGUGGUCUCAGAGUUUAUUUUUACCAUCUUUUUUCUUUUUUUUUUUUUAAUUAAAGAAAAAAAUCUCGGAAGAGGAGAAAAAAAAUAUGCUAACAAAACAAAACAUCAAAGGUUGUCAUUUGGAAGAACAUUUGAAUUUGGAAUUUACCUGAAGGUGUAGAUAGAUUUUUUCUUUUUUUUUUUUUUUAAACAGAAAACCUGGUGUCAAGAGGGGGGCAAAUAGAAAGAAAGCAAAUUGUCUUCCUCUAUAAUUAAGCUACUCUGGCUCUCUCUUUCUCUUCUUGUUUAAACCUAGUGGGUUGGGUUUUUAUUUUAUUAUUUUUUUUAGAAAUAUUUAGGUAAGGUUUAUCUUGAAUCUUAAUUGCCUUAAUUUUAAGGACGUCAAAGGCUCUCGAGGCAAGCUGUCAACGUCUUGUUAAAAAAAAAAUCAAGAAAGAAUUGAAAUAUUGUGCCAGCUUUAACUGGUACAGUUUAAGACUAUGAGUUUUUAGGGUGAAAAAAAAACUGUACAGUUUAAAAGAAAAUGUUUUUCUUCAUUUGAAGAAAAUGUGUUGAUAAAAGAAACCAUGGCAACUGCAAGAAUUGGGAAAAUGCUGGGACUUUUCAUGAACUUUGUCUUAAGUGUUGACACGAAUCAUUCUAGAAGGCUAAAACAUUUUACGGUAAAGUUAUUAAUGUUGGUUUUAAAACAACUGCAUUAGAAAUAAUGCGUGGUUGGGGGGCAGAAUGCAGAUUUUUUUUAUUUACAAAGCGUGAUCGCUAGCAAAAGCAUUAGUGCUUUUUAUCUGCAGUCUUUUUUAUGAGCUUUACAAAGUUUUUAGUCAGCUUUGCUUGUCACAUUGCAAAAUCUAGCUUAAGAGCAUUAAAAAAACUUAAGUAGAUAGGAGCUUAUGGUCAAAAAGUGCAAAAAAAAA
Tupaia belangeri chinensis (Chinese tree shrew) is the source of this 2361-nucleotide messenger RNA. RefSeq names its product RNA binding motif single stranded interacting protein 3 (gene RBMS3). The coding region runs from base 24 to 1274 and encodes 416 amino acids. Gene Ontology annotation, cellular component: ribonucleoprotein complex. NCBI's taxonomy places the organism in Eukaryota, Metazoa, Chordata, Mammalia, Scandentia, Tupaiidae. The record is from RefSeq and is a predicted model, not a curated record. Gene Ontology annotation, molecular function: RNA binding. The transcript is spliced from 15 exons.